Messenger RNA from Rotaria sp. Silwood1, 1341 nucleotides. Lineage: Eukaryota; Metazoa; Rotifera; Eurotatoria; Philodinida; Philodinidae. The record is from the annotation of a GenBank genome assembly.
AUGAUUUCGACUUUAAUAACGAUCGUCUUUUGUUUUAUAUUAAGUCUUUUGUUGUCUCAAGUUAAAACAGAUACAUGUGAUACUUACAAUCAUCCACGACUUGGUCUGGGUCAAUGCAUUGAUCAGAAUCAAUGUCCAAAUUCAUUGUAUAUGUCAGACUUAUGUGAAUCACAUCCAUCGAAUAUCAAAUGUUGUUUUUCAUUAAAUGGCACAAUUAACGAAGAAUUUCGUGCUGUUUGGAUAGCUACAGUUGAUAAUAUCGAUUGGCCAUCGUCUAAAACAGCAUCACCUACUCAGCAACAAACAGAGUUGAUUCAUAUUCUCAAUACUAUUCAACUUCUAAAUAUGAAUGUUGUCAUUUUUCACGUUCGUCCUGCUGGUGAUGCUUUUUAUUCAUCAUCAUUAGAACCAUGGAGUUUUUAUUUAACUGGUACUCAAGGUAUUGCACCAUCACCAUUGUGGGAUCCAUUAGCAUUUAUUAUCGAAGAAGCACAUAAACGAAAUAUUGAAGUACAUGCAUGGCUUAAUCCAUAUCGUGCUCGUAUGACUGGUGCAACUUAUGAAUUAGCACCUACUAAUAUGGCUAAAAGAUUUCCACAAUAUGCUUAUCCAUAUGCAAAUAAUAUAUGGAUGGAUCCUGGUGCAGGUGAAGUUCAAGAAUUUAUUGUUAAUGUAACUACAGAUAUCAUUAGUCGUUAUACUGUUGAUGGUAUUCAUAUGGAUGAUUAUUUUUAUCCAUAUAGUGAUGGUACUGAAUUUCCUGAUGCUACUACCUAUGCUGACUAUCAAAAACAUGGUGGUCAUCUAAAUAAAAGUGAUUGGCGUCGUUCAAAUGUCAAUAACUUGAUUCAAUUGAUGUAUACACGAAUACAUGCUAUUCGACCAAAAGUUAAAUUUGGUGUUUCACCAUUUGGAAUAUGGAAAAGUGGUGUACCAGCUGGUAUAACUGGUCUCUCAUCAUAUGAUAGUUUAUAUUGUGAUAGUCGAAUGUGGUUAGAACAAGGUUUAGUUGAUUAUAUGACACCACAACUUUAUUGGCAAAUCGAUCCACCAGCACAAUCUUAUCCUGUUUUGCUUAAUUGGUGGGUAGAACAAUCAGUCAAAGGUCGUCAUGUUUAUCCAGGUAAUGCACUUUAUCGAACAUUAUCUAACGUUUCUGAUUGGCCAUUGAAUGAAAUUAUUCGUCAAAUAGAUAUAACUCGAUCAAUGAGUAGUCGUCUAGCACUUGGUAAUGUUUUCUUUUCAUUAAGUCAAAUUAUGGAAAAUGUCAAAGGCAUUCAAAAUGAAUUUGCUAUAAUCUAUCAAGAAAAAGCUAUUGUUCCCAAAAUGAAUUGGCUUUAA